This is a messenger RNA of Arvicola amphibius (Eurasian water vole), 1327 nucleotides long. Its product is annotated as developmentally-regulated GTP-binding protein 2-like. The coding region runs from base 68 to 1162 and encodes 364 amino acids. Gene Ontology annotation, biological process: cytoplasmic translation. The transcript has a single exon. Gene Ontology annotation, molecular function: GTP binding; GTPase activity. The record is from RefSeq and is a predicted model, not a curated record. Lineage: Eukaryota; Metazoa; Chordata; Mammalia; Rodentia; Cricetidae. Gene Ontology annotation, cellular component: cytoplasm.
GGCGUCAGACCUGAGUUCCCAGCGCUGUAAGCUGUAGGUAGCGUGGAUCUCUGCCGAAGCAGCAACUAUGGGGAUCUUGGAGAAAAUCUCAGAGAUCGAGAAGGAGAUCGCUCGGACGCAGAAGAACAAGGCCACCGAGUACCACCUGGGCCUGCUGAAAGCAAAACUGGCCAAGUAUCAGGCCCAGCUCCUGGAACCAUCCAAAUCAGCCUCAUCUAAAGGAGAGGGCUUUGAUGUCAUGAAGUCAGGUGAUGCCCGCGUGGCACUGAUUGGCUUUCCCUCUGUGGGUAAGUCCACCUUCUUGAGUCUGAUGACCUCUACAGCCAGCGAAGCUGCAUCUUACGAGUUCACCACCCUGACAUGCAUCCCUGGAGUCAUCGAAUACAAAGGCGCCAACAUCCAGCUCUUGGACCUUCCUGGAAUCAUUGAAGGAGCAGCACAAGGGCGAGGCCGUGGCCGGCAGGUGAUUGCUGUAGCACGCACAGCCGAUGUUGUCGUCAUGAUGCUGGAUGCCACCAAGGGAGAUGUGCAAAGGUCCCUGCUGGAGAAGGAGCUGGAGGCUGUGGGUAUUCGCCUGAACAAGCACAAGCCCAACAUCUACUUCAAGCCCAAGAAAGGUGGCGGCAUCUCCUUUAACUCCACGGUCACACUGACACAGUGCUCGGAGAAGCUGGUGCAGCUCAUCCUGCAUGAGUACAAGAUCUUCAACGCUGAAGUACUCUUCCGAGAAGACUGCUCUCCGGAUGAAUUCAUUGAUGUGAUCGUGGGCAACCGGGUGUAUAUGCCCUGCCUAUAUGUGUACAACAAAAUCGACCAGAUCUCCAUGGAAGAAGUAGAUCGUCUAGCCCGAAAGCCCAACAGUGUAGUUAUCAGCUGUGGCAUGAAGCUGAACCUGGACUACCUGCUGGAAAUGCUUUGGGAGUACCUGGCUCUCACCUGCAUUUACACCAAGAAGAGAGGGCAGAGACCAGACUUCACAGAUGCCAUCAUUCUCCAGAAAGGGUCCUCUGUUGAACACAUGUGCCACCGCAUCCAUCGGUCAUUGGCCAGCCAGUUCAAGUAUGCCUUGGUGUGGGGUACCAGCACCAAGUACAGCCCGCAGCGGGUAGGCCUGACUCACACCAUGGAGCAUGAGGACGUCAUCCAGAUUGUGAAGAAGUAGUCACCCCACCAGCCUGCCGGCGUGGCUCCUGGGGACUCAGAGCCCCUGGGACUCCCCAGGAUGGGACUCUUGAGUCAGCUGUUUCAUAAGCUUCUUCAGUAAGCAAUAUUGGACAGGCGAGGCUGGGGACCAGGGCUUUGCUGAGGACAUUUUCUAUAAGCCUGU